AUGCUAAUUUAUGCCCCAAGUCCAGCUGUUUUUAGCAAAACCAGCCCAUCAUCAUCCUAUAUUCUUGCCGGAGCUGUCAGAAGCAGUAGCAAUAUCAACAAGAGCACAGGCUCCCUCACCGGAGGUAGCAGCAGCAGCAGGUUCAGCUUGACCAUUACAAGCUUGUUUGCAGCUUGUGCGGUUUUAGCCUCAACGGCUGCCGGAGUAGGUAUUGAGUCACCCAAACAACAACAACAACAAGCAGAGACAGAGACUCUCUCGAACAUACCACAAACACUAUCCGGUGGGGAGUGUGCAUCAGUAUCUCCCAAGGAUUGCAAGAAGGCAAGAAUCCAACGGCCCAAGUCAAGGAAAGCAGAGUCAUGCACUAUCAAGUGUGUCACCACUUGUAUUCGAGGUGGUGAAGGCUCGCCCGGAGAAGGUCCUUUGAAUGUUAGAAGGCCUAUAGUGGUUUUCAAGCAAGGAUUCCGAAGCCGUAAUUACUGUUUGGUGGAGUGCUCAGACAUUUGUAAUUUGAUUGGAGAUGGAGAUGAUGGACCUUAA
Messenger RNA from Dovyalis caffra, 543 nucleotides. The record is from the annotation of a GenBank genome assembly. NCBI's taxonomy places the organism in Eukaryota, Viridiplantae, Streptophyta, Magnoliopsida, Malpighiales, Salicaceae.